Molecule: messenger RNA, 1213 nt
Organism: Otolemur garnettii (small-eared galago)
Lineage: Eukaryota; Metazoa; Chordata; Mammalia; Primates; Galagidae
Gene: IGSF6
Product: immunoglobulin superfamily member 6
Exons: 6
Coding region: 74-799 (241 amino acids)
Source: RefSeq, a predicted model, not a curated record
AGGAGGAAGAAAAAAAGAAAGCCAACUCUCCUUUAAAAUCCAGACCCCAAGCCCUCUCAACACACGGACAGAAAUGAGGACUGUGAAAGGAGGCAACUUCGCUCUCCGCCUGCGCCUCAGUCUGAUCCUGCUUUAUGUCGGUGCUGUGGGUGCCUGUACUGUCUCUAUCACACAACCACAUUACCUAGAAGUGGACUACACUCAAAAGGCUGUCACCAUAGAGUGCACCUUCUCUGCUACUGGAUGCCCUUCAGCACUUCCAACAAGCUUGUGGUUUCGCUACGGAGCUCGCCAGCCCGAGAACCUGUGCUUGAGUGGAUGCAGAAGUGAAGCCGACAAAUUCACAGUAAGGGAAACCUUGGCAGAAAACCAAGUGUCCCUCACUGUAAACAGAGUGACUGCAAAUGACAGUGCAAUUUACAUCUGUGGAAUAGCGUUUGCUAAUGCACCAGGACCGAGAGCUAAGCAAACCGGAGGAGGGACCACGCUGGUAGUAAGAGAAAUUAAGCUUCUCAGUAAAGAAGUACAGAGUUUCCUGAUAGCUCUCCUGUCACUGCUCUCUAUCUACAUUAUUGGUGUAUGUGUCAUCUUCAUACUCUUCUACAAACAGUCAAAAUCUAAUACUCUAAGAAACAAAGAAACAAAAGAAGAUUCCCAAAAGAAGAAGAGUGCUCGGCGUAUUUUUCAGGAAAUUGCUCAAGAACUAUACCAUAAGAGAUACGUGGAAACAAGCCCACAACUUGAGAAAGACAAUGCUUACGAAAACAGAAGAGCACUUUUCAACUAUGAAAAACCAUAGAAGCAUUUUAUUUUACAUCACUGAAAAUCCAACUCCAGAAGCUAUGGUAGCACUUAACAGGCACACACUAAUCAAGUCUUAAAAAAACAAUCAAAGGUACAUGGAAAAGACAACAUCUGCAAAGAAGGAUGCCAGAGAGUAAGGAAACCGUAACUAUAGUAACUACAAAAAUACUACAGCCAACAAAAUACAACUGAAAAAUCUUUUCCUAAUUCACCAAGAAAAUUUUAAGCUAAUGUUUUCAAAAACUUUUAUAACAUGUACUGUAAGUUUGUUUUGGUCAACAUUAUAAUAAAGUGUGUGAUGACUGCUACCCUGAAGAUCUGAAGUCAAACCACAUGCCUCAACACUGAGUGGAAGAACUGUCUUUCUGAGUUGUAGAAAUGAUACAAUUAAAGUAGAGAAAUUCAUUUU